AUGUCGAAAUUCACAUCAAGAACCAUUCACAAAGCUUUUACAGCAAUUGAACAUACAGAAGGAGUAGGAGCCCGGGUACGUCGAUCGAUUGGCAUCAUAGGCAUGUUUAACUUUACCCCCUUUGUUGCAUUUGACCACUUUUACGUCUCCCCCAAUGCAGGAUUCCCCGACCAUCCACACCGCGGCCAGGAAACCAUAACGUACAUGCUCAAAGGAUACAUGGACCACGAAGACUUUACCGGGUCGGCUGGGACAUUGGGACCUGGAGACUUGCAGUUUAUGACAGCUGGGCGCGGAAUUGUACACGCGGAAAUGCCAAGAGUCGCACCUGAAGACAGUAGCACUUCAGUUGCUGAAGGAUUGCAAUUAUGGGUUGAUUUACCUGAGAAUUUAAAAAAUACAGAACCGCGGUAUCGCGAUCUGCGAAAAGAGGAGAUUCCAACCAUCACACCAAACCCAAAGGUCCAAAUCAAGGUGAUUUCUGGGAUUUCGCACGGAACAGAGUCUGUGAAGGAUCUUGCGUAUACACCUGUUUGGUUUUUCGAUGUGACUAUACAGCCAGGUGGACGGGUGGAGCAGCCGCUUCCUCUGGAGUUUAAUGCGUUUGUGUACAUAUUAGCGGGCGAGGUGGAGGUUGCAGGCAAGGUGUACCCAAAGUACACCAACUUAUUUCUGGGGUCCGAGGGUGAUGGCGUUGUGGUAGGUGUUAGGGAAGAUGCACAAGAAGCUGCGCAAGUUGCAAUUAUAGCUGGACAGAGGUUGGAGCAGCCGAUUAUUCAACAUGGUCCGUUUGUGCUGUCGUCUCGGGACCAAGUGAUUCAAGCACUUAGAGACUAUGACGGACGCAAAAAUGGGUUUGAGCGGGCCAGAGGGUGGCGAAGCGAAAUUGGUCGGCGAAUGACCCGACAUGAUCGAUCUUGA
Molecule: messenger RNA, 921 nt
Organism: Magnusiomyces paraingens
Lineage: Eukaryota; Fungi; Ascomycota; Dipodascomycetes; Dipodascales; Dipodascaceae
Exons: 1
Coding region: 1-921 (306 amino acids)
Source: RefSeq, a predicted model, not a curated record